AUGCGUCGAGUAAAUCAACCAGUGGAACAAACACCUUAUCUUUCACAACAACAACAACAACAACAACAGUCUCCGUAUGGAACUCAAAGUUUGAGUAAUCUACAAACUGCUGGCCAUUCACUGUAUAACAUUUUGCCACAAAAUUCAUCCAACCAUGCAAAUUACAAAAAUGCAAGCUCAACUUCAUUUCAACACCAAGGACCACUGCAUGUGAAUGGACUCGGCCAUAACAAUACCUCCAACCAAAACUAUCCUUCAAAUGAUCAGCAACCUCAUUUCUUACAAAAUCCAAGUCAUAGCUAUCCCUGGUACCAACCACAAGCUGGAGGGUCUAUUAGCGAACAACCUCUUCUGCAAGGUCUGCAGCAACAGUAUAUGCCUCAGCAGCAAAAUAACUGGAAUCCAAUAUCAGCCAAUACAAAGAGUAGAGGCUACUCGUCCCUUGAUCCGCUGAGAAAACCGCCACCAUCGCAACAACAACAACAACAACAACAACAACAACAACAACAACAACAGCCACAACCACAACCACCACAACAACAACAACAAAACUUUGAUUAUAAAGUGCCCCAGCAAAACCAACAGUUUGGACAUGUCAUGAACAAUGAGCGACCACAAGUGGCACAACUGGCACAACGAAGUGCAACAAGCUCAAAUGCUAAUAGAGAUUCACAAUUGUCAAACAAUUCUACUCUGUCGUUGACUCAUGAUACUGGGGCUCACAAACAACAAUCACAAAGGAGCUUUUCAAGAAGUUCAUCUUCGGCCCAAGUACCGUACCCAAUCGAUAAUCUUAUUCCAGAGGAUUCUGCUUCCGAUUUCCAAAGUGUGCUGCCCUCGUCAACAAUACGAAAACCAUUCCGUAAACCACCAAAUGAGGAUGCAUAUGGAUUCGGAAUAAGUCUCGAUGAAAAGCCUGCAAACAAUGAAGCAAGAAGAAUCGUGUCAUCACCACACCAGCCCAACUUUAGUAGCCAACCGUUGAACAAUGAAUCGCGUACGAAAUCACUAUCGCUGACCUCUUCGAGGUUUAGAACUUCGUCUCAGCACCAUAUUGACUACUCACCACAACAACAACAACAGCAGCAGCAACAUCAUCAACAACAACAACAAGGAAAUAGCGGUCGUCCCAUUUCAAGUGGAAACUCUUCACCUUCUUUAACUCACACAUUUUCAUUAGGCUCAAAGUCACGUUCAUUCUCUUCAAUUGGUAAAUUGUCAUCGUUAUCGACCAAGAAAUUUGGCUCAUCUCCUUCGAUUUCUAAACACGAUAAACAGAGUAUAGCCUCGUCGUCGAAAACAUUGAUAUCACGCCCACACUAUGCCAAGUCGGUUUACCCCGCCCUCCUAUCGGAAGUUGCCAAGCUAUUCAAAGAUGCAAUUAUAUUGACAAUCAACACCAAGGAUGGGUUAGAGUACCACGAUACAUUUACUGGUAAAUUAGCUGUUGAUAUUCUAUGCCGCAUAAUUAGAACCAAUGAUAGGAAUUUGGCGUUGUUGAUUGGGCGUUCUUUGGAUGCACAGAAAUUCUUUCAUGAUGUCACAUAUAACCACCGAUUGAGAGAUUCUGUUCAUGAGAUAUACGCAUUCAACCAUGUCUAUAAUGAUGUUGAGUUAUAUGACGAAAGCAAUAGUGGUAAUAAUAGUGUUUCGACAUCGAAACAUGGAUCGUUUGUUGAUAGUGCCCAGUUGCAACAAGCAAUGCAAGAUAACUUUUUAUCACUGCAGUUGCCAGCACAUGUUAAUCAACCAACCUCAUUGGACCUGGGACUUACCCAAACAAAUCGACUUAGUGGAGGCAACAGUACUGUCAAUGCCAACAAGAAUUUGACUGCAUCGCAACAAACCGGUGUCAAUGGUGUCUUUACAAUUUUGACAGAUUGUUAUUCUCCAACAUGUAGUCGGAACCAUCUAUGUUAUAGUAUUGCAUGUCCAAGAAGACUUGAGCAACAAGCUAGGUUGAAUCUCAAGCCGCAAGGCGGGUUAAAGAGAGCAGUGUCGAAAUUGUCGCUUCAUGAUCAAGAAGAAAACGAGACUUUGUGGCACAAGACCGUUCCGCAAUCUGUUUUGGACAAAUUGGAUAAGCAUGAAAAGACUAGACAAGAGUUGAUUUAUGAAUUCAUAUAUACUGAAAGGGACUAUGUCAAGGACUUGGAGUUUAUGACAGAUUUCUACAUUAUGCCAUUGCGGAAUCCAGCAAACAAUAUAAUUCCCGAACAUCAACGUGAGACUUUUAUACACACUGUGUUUGGUGGGGUUGGUGACUUGUUGAGAUUGGGUAAGAGUUUGAGUGAAGCGUUGACAAAGAGGCAGCAACAGCAAAAGCCGGUGAUUGAGUCGAUUGGUGAUGUAUUUCUUGAUCAUGUGGGGAAUUUUGAGCCAUUUAUUAGGUAUUCUGGUAACAAGGUGUUUGCUACGUUUGAACAUGAACGUCAGCAACAGGUGAAUAUGAAGUAUGCGAGAUUUCUUGAUGCGAUUGAAAAGAAACCCGAGUCAAGGCGACAAGAUCUUUCUUCCUUUUUAAUUAAAGGUGUCCAGCGUCCUGCUAGAUAUCAAUUACUUUUAGCAGGGAUAUUAAAACAUACAAAGCCAGAAAACCCAGAUUACAAGAACUUGAUCAAGGCCAAGGAGGAGAUUGAGGCGUUAUUGGUGAGAAUCAAUAUUCAAACAGGUGAGAGUACUGAUCGACAUAAGAUUAUGGUGUUGCAUAGACUUCUUGGUAAACAAACGUUGGAGCACAAGUAUAAUUUCAAAUUGUCAUACAAUAAUAGAAUCUUGUACCAAGUGACAUUGAACAGGAAGAGGGAUAAUGAAAAGAUUGAUUUGUAUUUGUUUGAGCAUGCGUUGUUAUUGGUGAAACACAAGGUGCAGAAUAAGCGAGAGCAGCACAAGGUGUUUGAAAAACCAAUUUUGCUUCCCUUGCUCUAUGUCAAUAGUGGUAUUGAAACACCAACAACAAGAACAUUAAUGGGUCAUCGACACAGCAUGUCGGUAGUGUCAGAUACCGGGUUAAGGAAUCAAAGAACCGAAAGUUCAAACUAUAUUGGAAAUACGUUAUCCUCAAACAAUGCUAGUAAGUUCCAGUUGAAUUUUUUCGGUAUGGGCAGUAAUCAGGUGCACGCAUCUUUAUUCGCUGAAGAUGUCACAAUCCAGAAUCAGGUGUUGCAGCAGAUUUCUCAACAGCAACGGAAGCUUAUUGAUGAGAAUGAUUUGUUUUCAAUGAGCAAGUUUGAAACUCGGAGAUUUACUGGUAACAACAAGAUCAAUUGUGCUGUGCCGUGUUAUGGUGGGAAAAAAUUGCUUUAUGGUACUGACUCUGGUGUUUGGGUGAGUACUGUGCGAUCGAUUAGUACUACAUCGACGGAAAAGAUUGUUUCUGAUCCUACAAUGGUUAUUUCCAAGCCAUACACUACUCAGAUUGAAGUCUUGGUUGAGUAUUCUAAGUUGCUUGUGUUGAGUGACAAGGCACUUUAUGAGUUUGAUUUGUCAUGUACUGAUUCGCUUGACCAUGUGAAGAAUACCAAACUGGGUAAGUUGAUAAUGACACAUAUCUCGUUCUUCAAGAUUGGUGUUUGUGAUGGUAAAUUGCUUGUGAUUGGUGCCAAAACUGGAAGUCAACAUUCAAUUUGCAUCUUUGAGCCUUUUAAUCCAUUUGAUCCCAAACAAAAGAAUAGAAAUAAGAAUAAGAUCGAGUUUCAGGAGAUUGCGUUUAGCUCUGAUCCUAUUUCGAUUUCCUUUUUAAAGAGUAAAUUGUGUAUUGGAUGUACCAAAGGGUUUGAAAUCUUGUCAUUACAGGCUGGAAAUAAGGAGCCCAUACUUGACGAAGCCGAUCCAUCGUUAGAUUUUGCUACGCAGAGGGAGCUGGUGACGCCGUUGGCGAUCCAUAGACUUGGCAAAGAUUUCCUUCUUUGUUAUUCUGAGUUUGUAUUUUUGAUCAAGGGUAAUGGAUGGAGAACUAAUCAUGAAUGGGGUAUAUUCUGGGAAGGCAAUCCUCGAAAUGUUGCAUUGUUUUUCCCCUAUUUGAUCUCAUUUGAGCCGGGUUUCAUUGAGAUUAGAGAUUUGCAUACUACGAAUUUGUUACGAUCAUUGGUUGGUGAAAACAUUAGGUAUUUGCAUUCCAACGAGCACGAGGCGAUGUUUGCAUGCGAGGAAAACGGAUACGAUAUUAUCAUUUCAAUUGAUUUCUUGAACUUGAAGCCGAAAUCACCAACUACAAAGUGA
Lodderomyces elongisporus is the source of this 4221-nucleotide messenger RNA. It is a transcript of the gene ROM2, whose product is annotated as Rho family guanine nucleotide exchange factor. The record is from RefSeq and is a predicted model, not a curated record. The coding region runs from base 1 to 4221 and encodes 1406 amino acids. The transcript has 2 exons. NCBI's taxonomy places the organism in Eukaryota, Fungi, Ascomycota, Pichiomycetes, Serinales, Debaryomycetaceae. Gene Ontology annotation, molecular function: guanyl-nucleotide exchange factor activity; protein binding. Gene Ontology annotation, biological process: intracellular signal transduction.